Dermacentor albipictus is the source of this 4166-nucleotide messenger RNA. RefSeq names its product RING finger protein 141-like. The record is from RefSeq and is a predicted model, not a curated record. Lineage: Eukaryota; Metazoa; Arthropoda; Arachnida; Ixodida; Ixodidae. Gene Ontology annotation, biological process: protein autoubiquitination. Gene Ontology annotation, molecular function: ubiquitin-protein transferase activity.
ACCCAUGCCACAACGAACUACGAGCUUCUCGGUCGUCUCGGUCGCGACUGGCAGAGGAGGAGGAGGGUGUUUUCGUUUUGCCUCGUCUUCGGCGAGCGUCGUCGCCGUAUGUUCGAAAAAAGACUGCCAAAUAACAAGUAUUGUGCCUGCUUUUAAGCAUUGUUAGCGCAAUUAAUUUUUUUCUACAAUGUAUUUCUAUAAUUUGUUCUACCGUUGUUGUCGACUGUGAAUCCUUGCUGGAUUUUUCUCUAUGGAUCCAGUGUAUCUGCCAGUCGUCGCCUGUCAUCUCAUGUGUUGUGCCAGCGGUCGUGCUCGUCGUAACUUCGAUGUGCAAGCGUACGCGGCCUCAACGAGCGUUACCUUAGCGCAGCUGCAGCAGUGGUCAUGGGUUCCCAGCUGAGCUCGGAGGUGAUGGGAGCCUUUCGACAGUCUCAGGUGUUUGGUGAGAUCACCACACUCACAUUUGAGCGCUUCCUGGCCAAAGUGGAUGAGCUGAAUGAUAUAUGCCAGUACCUGGUGGACACGAAAAACCGCCGCCUUGUGUUUGAAGUGCACAGCACAUCCGAGACACCUGUGCUGUGGAAGAGCGAGGUCCGCAUCCGCUGCCACAGAGUUGGCUCGGGUGAAGCUCGGCUGCUGACCUUGCGGCAGUUCUUGCACACAUACCACACCAUCAAGGCCUACUACUCGGCUGCAGCCUCCUGUGGAGAGUCCCCUCCGGGUAACAUGUGUGCGUCCACCUUGUUCACUGGUGUCCUGGGCACUACCACCACUGAUCUGGAGGAGUGCUGCAUCUGCAUGGAGCACAGGCCAGAAGUGACCCUGCCCUGCACACAUAGCUACUGCCUGCGAUGCAUCGAGCAGUGGAAUGUGUCCAACACAACGUGUCCCCUGUGCCGGGAGGAGUUUGAGAGCACCAAGGAAACCUGGGUCAUCUCGGAGGCUCCUGAGUCGUCGGAGGUGCUGAGUGAAAUGCAGAAGGCGCUCUCCCAGCUGCCUGAACAGAAAAGCAGCCCAUCGGCACGAUAAACUGGCUGUGUGCUGCUAAGUCAAGAGAGUGAUCAUGCUGCCACUUGCUUGCUUGGAAAUAAUAUAUGCCUUCUGCAACAAUACACAUUAUUAUUUGCAACAAAUAGCAUUGCUGUUGUGGCGUAAUAUGCCUCCACUACAUGCAUGAGCCUGCUAGGCAAGCAGCAAUAAUGAAAUGUUAUGAAGUAAAUCGCAUGAGAGGCAUUUAUGACAUUCCUUGAAGAAAAGAAAUGCUUGAAGGGUCGCAGUGCAUAUGCUAAACAUGAGAAGCCUGCCUUUUCUUCAUUAGUAAUAGGUGUCGCCAUCAGGUUCAAGUUAUGUGGAAAUAUUUAUAAAAACUUUCAUAUAUCAUUGGCUUCUUUAAAAAUUGACAGCAGUCAAAAGUUAUAAAAAGUGCCAAAUAUUUGUUGAGUAAUAUAUAGAUGAGGGUACCAAACCUCGAAAGUAUUUCAGAUAUUGAAACAAUCAUCAGUUUCAAAUUCAGCAUGCCCAAAAUAUGCAUAUGCACAUGAACAACUUGUCUGAUAUGAACUAUUACUGGUGAAAAAAAAAACAAUGGGGAACCCCACCACAGCACCAUAUGCUGCCAGCAGCCACCUAGCUCAGUUUGUCUCUCUACUGUACUCAAAAAGUGUAAACUGCGGGUUCAAGCCUAGCGAAGCCCAGUACCAUGUAAGUUGCAUGCUGCUAUGCACACGCAGUUAUCUUUCUUCACUUCACUUCACUUUAUUACCUUAAAGACCCCAGUUAAGGGGUAUUACAUAAGGGGUUGGUUCACAAAUAAAGGUUACAGAGAGUGAUCUUCAUAAGAAACAAAUGUAGUUAAGUUAAGUUAAGUUAGUUAAUGUAGUUAAGUUAAGUUAAGUUAAGUUAACUUAACAAUUAGGUUAAGUUAAAUGUAGUUAAGUUAAAUGUAGUUAAGUUGUCCGCAAACGUUUAUGAACACGUGAUGGCUGCAAUAUCACGGGAAGGCCAUUCCAGUCCGCUGCUGUGCGAAAAAAAAAUGAGGCCGCCAAAGUAGUGGUGCGAGCACGUGUGCGUGCGAUUGAGUAAGGAUGGGAUGUACGGGGAGAUUUGCGCACCGGUGGGAUGAUGUACGGUGCUUGAUUGAGGGGACUGUGAAAUAAUUUGUGAAACAAAGACUGGCGAUGCGGCGCCUUAGGGUAUCAAGCUUUAUGAUCAUCAUCAGGCUCUUUUACGUCUACUGCAGGGCCCCUAUAAUGUAAGACUAUUCCAAUCUGUUUUUAUUCCAAAUCGGCGUUCGCCCUUCCUGGUAGCUCAGAAUUGUUUGGGUCCAGCCCAUAUGGGCAGGCGCCACACCCAUAUGGGCAGACCCUGAGCCAUCUUGAUCUAUCACGGAGGGUUAAUGGUCGAUUUGGAAUAAAAACAAAUUGGAAUAGUUUAUGUUAUACUGGCCCAGGAGCAAGUCCUCUCUCAAAUAUCUCCAAUUAUACUCUUGCGUCAGCUGACACCAUAUUUAGGGUCCUUCAUUUACGGAUAAAACUCAAUGAUUCCCUAUUUUUGCAUUCCAAACAAAUAUUUUGAAAAUCUGGUUAAGCUUGAUUUAUCCUCAAAAUUACACCGUUUCAUGAAGGAUAAGAAAAAAAUUCAGGCAUUGCAAAAGCAACGAAUGGUAAGGGGUCAAGACAGAUACUGCGGCAGACAUCUGCCAAUAUUAAAAGUUAAUGUUGAUGUACAUUACUACAGAGUGAGUUCAAACAGCAUCUGCUAGAAUGAAGCCCCAAGAGCAGCAUUCAUGUGCUCACAAGACGCUACGGCCCGCUACCCCAACCUAGCGAAUGCAGGGCUGAUGCUGCUCUGCAUUGUAAAUGAUAGUUGUGAAGCUGAUGUUUUCCUAACUAAGAUAUGUCCAAAGCCCAACAAUUGUAGAAUGGACACAAAAAUGGACAAUAUGCAAAUGAUGUUGUACAGUCACGGUCAAAAAUAUGCAGCCCAUGGCUCCAGGCGCAGGAGCGGCUGCGGGGCCACGCUGUGGCGCUGCCAUCUCCAUCAGGUGCCUGCUGUGAGGGUGCAUCGAAUGACAACAAACUUCACCCUCACUCUCGUGCAGCCAUGUCACCCACUUGAUAAAUUUCAGAUGCGGCGCUCAGCUGUUUCACUGCUGGUGGUCAGUGCACAGGAGGGCGCUUCCAUUUUGCUUCGUUUGCCACGCUGCCGUAGUUCUUGGCAUGGCUGCGGCGAACGGCUUGUGGGCACAACUGGUAGGCUCAGACAGUUUCUGCAACGUGAGUGUAGUAACGCUUUCGCCUUAAACGAGGAUGGAACAUUAGACAGGACAGGCAUUGUAGUGGUACCAACACCAGCAACAAUAACCACCAACAAAGUGGUUGCUCUUUGCUUGCUAUCCUAUGCACCAGGGCCUUGCCAUUGCGUCUUCCGUUAAGAGCCUGCAUGCAUGUGCGCCAUCCGUUCAAGCACCACGCACGGAAGUGCUGCACAUACAAGCGCGAGGUGCACGCAAACAUGAAGCGCGAACCCAAAUUGGACACUGCCGGGCAUAGGUGCCGUGCGCUUAGCCGAACGGCUGAAUGCGCGCCUGCCGGAGCUUGUGCAUGUAUGCAAGAAAUCCAAGCAGGUGCUGGCACGGGGAGGAAGGCAAGCGCACACUGACAAACUGUCUUUCCAACUGACCAUCAGCUGCAAAGCAGCCAAACACCACACUUGAAAUUUAUCAAACAUGUGACUUGGCCACACGAGAGUGAGAGUGAAGAUUAGCGUUACUUAGUGCACUCUUGCAACGAGUGCCCAAUGGAGAUAGCCGCGCCACGGUGUGGCCCUGCAGAUGCUCCUGAGCCCGCAGCCGUGGGCCGCAUAUUUUUUACCACGGCUGUACGUCGACAAGGGUUUGUAAGAGAAGCAUCACAACUUUUGCAAAAGCAUGCCCGUGGGGAUAUGUGCUUUUUUUCCCUUUCUUCUGGAGAACAAAGUAAACAAAGAAUGGCAUAGCUGGUCUUUAUUGCUGUUUUUGUGUAUAUGGUUUCUUUAAAGACUAUAAAUAAUGCCUGCCAAUGAGGAUUUGUAUAGCUAAGUUCGUCACAUGACUUGUGAGUAGCUCUCUUCCUUAUUAUUUGUUUCUGUGAGUGAUCUUACUUCUUCAAAUAAAAUGUUUCUCGCCA